Messenger RNA from Protomyces lactucae-debilis, 1440 nucleotides. Its product is annotated as lariat debranching enzyme, C-terminal domain-containing protein. Gene Ontology annotation, biological process: mRNA splicing, via spliceosome. The record is from RefSeq and is a predicted model, not a curated record. The transcript has 2 exons. NCBI's taxonomy places the organism in Eukaryota, Fungi, Ascomycota, Taphrinomycetes, Taphrinales, Protomycetaceae. Gene Ontology annotation, molecular function: RNA lariat debranching enzyme activity. Gene Ontology annotation, cellular component: nucleus. Bases 1 to 1440 code for a protein of 479 amino acids.
AUGCCCCGAGCUCUCAAUAUCGCUGUACUCGGCUGCUGUCAUGGCGAGCUGCAUCAAAUUUACCGCUCCAUUGCCGAGCGAUCAGCUCAAGCAGCUCCUAUCGACCUUCUCAUCAUCGGUGGUGACUUUCAAGCCGUCAGGAAUCACGCAGACCUCUCAUGUAUGUCUGUUCCAGACAAGUACAAACGCCUCGGUAACUUCCACCAGUACUAUAGUGGCAAGGCGAAAGCGCCUGUUCUGACACUGUUUGUUGGUGGCAAUCACGAAUCGAGUGCAUACAUGCAGGAACUCUACCAUGGCGGCUGGGUAGCGCCUAACAUUUACUACCUAGGUAGUGCUGGUAUCGUUCGCUACAAGGGACUUCGUAUUGCUGGUAUCUCUGGAAUAUGGCAGAAAGAGCAUUACAUACGCGGCUACAACGAGUGUCCGCCGUAUACGUCUUCGUCACUUCGCAGUGUUUACCAUGUUCGUCAAUUCGAGGUACAACGAUUGCUAGCAGCACAUCAAGCACAACCUGGGAUUGACAUCUUUCUCAGCCAUGACUGGCCAAGGGGAAUCGAGCAGCAUGGCGAUACGGCAGCCUUGCUCAAGAAGAAACCGUUCUUCAAAGCAGAAGUUGCGCGUAAUGAUCUGGGCAGUCCAGCGAACGAAACACUCCUGGCGGGUAUCAAGCCGAGAUAUUGGUUCUCGGCACAUUUGCAUGUACGAUUCCAAGCAGAGGUCGUGCAUGGAGAGAGUAAGAAGCGUUCGCGAGAAGCGACCCCGCCUGUGUCGAGCACAGGCAGGGAGUUGGUAGCGAAUCCGGACGAGAUAACAGUGGAUUUUGACGACGACGACGAAGAGGAUGUCUCAGAGGCCAAGGAUCCAAAUGAGAUACAAUUGGAACUGAGUGAUGACGAGGUGGCUGCUGAAAGCAAGCCAUCACGGGCAAUCCAAUCCUUGGAAGAGUACAAGAAGCAAGUUCUACAGCGCUACAAGCUGAACGAGACGCCAAGCAGCAAGCCAGACUCGACGCAAUUUCUUGCAUUGGACAAGUGCUUGCCUCGUCGCCAGUACCUCGAGUAUAUCAGUAUCGAAACGACAGAGGAGAGCAGCGAUGACCUUUGCUAUGACCCAACAUGGCUUGCGACCACACGAGCGAUGGCGCCAUACUUCUCCACGGGUGCGUAUCAAUGUGAAUUACCGGACCCUGUCCAGCUGCAGGCAGAGAUUGCCGAAGCGAGACGAUGGCUGGAUGCCAAGCACCUUGAUCUGACUAUCCCACACAACUUUGAACGGACUGCUCCGGCGGAAGAUCUGUCGAGCGCAAAACGAACAAAAGUGCAUGUGUACAACAAUCCACAGACUAGCAAGUUUGUUGAGAUGCUCGAAAUUCCGAAUCCUUUUGUGAAAGUAGGUUCAGGGUGGGAACCUCGGCCAGCUCGCAAAGUAGCUCAGUGA